UUGAGACGGAGUCAGAGAGAAAAAGUGAGUGACUGUGUUUGAGUGUGGGCGAUUACUAAGUCUGUUUGUCCAUUGUGUGUGUGUAUGUGUGUGUGUAUGCAUGUACGUAUGUGUGUAAGUGAGCAAGUCCAAGCAUGUGUGCCACCCCACGGUGGCCUGCAAAUUGAUCGCUCUCUUUAUUGGUUGGCUGGUCAGGUCUCAGAGGUGUAUUGUAUAGUGUUUGAGAUCGCAUCGUUGCAUCGUUGGCUGAGUUACUUUGCCCCACUGUGAUUGGUUACUUGGUGUGUGAGUGUUGGUUUGAGCCCUUCCUGUCGCAGUUUCCUUUGGCCUCUGGACUUUCCUGCUCCCCCAUACGCAGCUCCAGCUCCAGCUCCAGCUCCAGGGCUGGGCUUUGCACUUCCUAAAGCCUCCACUUUGGACUCUGAGGCGAGACGCUUUAGAAUCAGGCCCUAGACGGACGACAAGGAGUCAAGGACUAAAAAAAAAAAAAAAACGUGGCAGGGAUUUCUAAUAAUCUGUUGGAAUAUCCCACCAAAGGAAAUUUUGUCUGAAUACUUACACUCCUGUCUUGGACUCGUAACCAAGCCAGCUGAGGCGAGGCGCUGACUCUAGAACCAGGCCCAAGACAGACGACAAACGGUCAAACAGCUUAAGAGUCAAGGACUCAAAAACUGAAACUUCCACUUACUUUGGACCUGGAGCCGAGCCAGCCGAGCCUAAGCGCUUAUAGUACUGUGGAACCAGACCAAAGACAGACGUCAAACGGUCACGGACUUUAAAAAAGUGGCAGGGAUUUGUAGGAAUUGAAGUAGGAAUUUCCGAAACAACGGGAUUUUGCCGGCGAUAUUUACUGGACCGUUUCUGGGUUCUGGAUUCUUGGAAUAUAAUACGAUUUUGCUUACUUGGCACAGGAUAUUACUGGGUUCUACACGGACAGACACACAGGUUCAGUCGGAAAAGGUUCAAGUUGGACUUGACUUCUUGGCUAAGGAGGAGCCCAACCCAUGGGACACUAAGGUCAAAGGGUUGUGAGGCGAGAGGACAUUGAGAGACACUCACACACACACCCCUCUCCCAGAGCAUGCCUCUGAGUCCGGCUGCCGACGGCAAACAUGAGUCUCCCGAGCGGCCACGGCAACAGCACGCCCCUACCAACGGUAACCACGGAGACCACAGCUUUCGGGCCUCUCCCGGGAAAAACGCUGCUACCGCCGCCGCUAUCGCUAGCGCGUGCGCUACCGCCGCCACCGAUCCCAUGGACGAUCUCCAAGGAAACGCAGCCGUCAUCCGCAUCGGAAUCCCUGACCUGCAGCAAACAAAAUGCCUGCGUCUGGACCUGGAGGCUCCGGUGUGGGUGUGUAAGCAGCGCGUGCUGGUGACGUUGACCCAGAGUCUGACGGACGUGCUCAACUAUGGCCUCUACCUGCCCGCCUUCAACGGGCGCGCCGGCAAGUUCCUGGACGAGGAGAGGCUGCUGCGAGAGUACCCGCUGCCCACCAUCACGCCUGUGCCCUAUCUGGAGUUUCGCUACAAGAGGCGGGUGUACACACAAAGCCAUGUGGAUGACAAGCAGUUGGCUAAACUUCACACCAAGGCUAACCUGAAGAAGUUCAUGGAGGUCGUUCAGCUGAGGUGUGUGGAGAAACUCUCCAGGUUUCUGGAGAAAGGACUGGACCCAAACUUCCAUGACUCGGACACAGGAGAGUCUCCCCUCACCCUGGCUGCUCAGCUGGACUCGUGCGCUGACGUGAUCAAGGUUCUGCGUAACGGGGGCGCCCAUCUGGACUUCCGCACCAGAGACGGCAUCACCGCCGUCCACAAGGCCGUGCAGUCCAGGAACCAUGUUGCACUAACAACUCUAUUAGACCUGGGUGCAGCUACAGACUACAAGGACAGCCGAGGCCUGACGCCACUGUACCACAGUGCCAUAGUGGGGGGAGACCCCUACUGCUGCGAACUCCUCCUGUACGACCAUGCACAGCUGGGCUACAGCGACGAGAACGGAUGGCAGGAGAUACAUCAGGCCUGUCGGCAUGGUAACGUGCAGCAUCUGGAACACCUCCUGUUCUACGGAGCCGAGAUGAGCGCUCAGAACGCCUCAGGAAACACAGCCCUGCACCUGUGCGCACUAUACAACCAGGAUGGAUGUGCCAGAGUCCUGCUGUUUCGGGGGGCUAACAAGGACAUCAAAAACUACAACAACCAGACAGCAUUUCAGGUGGCCAUCAUUGCAGGCAAUUUUGACCUGGCAGAAAUCAUAAAGGUCCACAAGCUCUCAGAUGUUGUGCCUUUCAGGGAGAAUCCUUGCUACUCCUCCAGGCGUAGAGGCGGCCCAUCGAGUGCCUGCGUCUCUCCUCGACGCUCCGCCCUCCUGCGGUCGGCCAGUGACAACGCUCUGGAUGAGAGUCUGCCCGCCCCUUCUCCCGCCCCCUCGCUCUGCAGCCUGCCGCCAUUGGACGCCGAGGACAUCAUUCAUGCACAGCGGAGCAGCCAACAGGGGGCGCACACACACACGCGGAGCCUCAGGAGACACACACGUGGACACCUGAGUCCCUCCAGUCCGGUGCAGAGGGAGGCUAGUCCCCCGGCGGUGUCGCGAGCGGGCUCCAAGCGGCGUCUCUACAGCGCCGUACCGGGACGCACCUUCAUUGCCAUCAGCUCCCACACGCCACAGGGAGAGGGGGAGAUCACCCUCAACAGAGGAGAGAGAGUCAAGGUCAUGAGCAUAGGGGAGGGUGGGUUCUGGGAGGGUUCUGUGAAGGGCCGCACCGGAUGGUUCCCAGCCCACUGUGUGGAGGAGGUGCAGAUGAGACAGUUCGACCCCCGGCUGGAGACGCGCGAGGAUCGCACCAAGAGGCUGUUUAGACACUACACAGUGGGCUCGUAUGACAACUACACCUCCUACAGCGACUAUGUCAUUGAGGAGAAGAGUGCCACACUGCAGAAGAGGGAGAGCGAGGGCUUUGGCUUUGUCCUGCGUGGAGCUAAAGCUGAGACCCCAAUUGAAGAGUUCACCCCGACGCCGGCGUUUCCUGCGCUGCAGUACUUGGAGUCGGUAGACCUGGAGGGAGUGGCCUGGAGGGCGGGGCUUAGGACAGGUGACUUCCUCAUCGAGGUGAAUGGUGUGAGCGUGGUGAAGGUGGGCCAUCGGCAGGUGGUGUCCCUGAUCAGGCAGGGGGGCAGCAGACUGGUGAUGAAGGUGGUGUCAGUAUCCCGCAAGCCGGACACCGGAGAAGUGGUGCGCAAGAAAGCUCCCCCUCCCCCCAAGAGGGAUCCGAGCACCAGCCUGACGCUACGCUCCAAGAGUAUGACUGCCGAACUGGAGGAGCUGGAGAAGCUGGAUGAGAUGCUGAACAGUGCUCCUAAGGAGCCGGUGGUGGUGAUGAGAGCACGCCCCCUGGAGGCCGACUCACGCGCUGCAACGGUCAAGCAGAGACCCAUCAGCCGCAGAAUCACACAGGCGGAGAUUAGUAAUCUGCUGGAGCGUCAGGGCAUCUCCCCGUCCUCUGGCAUGGCCCUGGGACUGGACAAGAGCCAUAUGCAGCUGCCCAGGGGCAUGUCCCGGACCAAAUCAUUUGAGAUGUUUCACACAGGCGCUCCGGAGGACGACCGCAUCUCAGCCUUGAUUAACGAACACCACCGGUUUCCCCGGAGCUCCUCCAUGACGGACAGCUUCCAGAGCAGCAUCCCGCCCCCUCCCCAGACGGCCCCGCCACCUCCCCCCACUUCCUCUUCCUCUUCCUACUUCCUGGAUUCGGGACCACCCCCUGCCUUCCUGCCGCCGCCCCCUCCCUCCAGGUCGGCCAAUCAGUCGCGCUCCAGCUUCCGGCCAGGGGCGGAGCCUAAGCUGCACGGGCCUAUCACAACAGAGCGCCAGAGGAAAGCCCGCUCCAUGAUCAUCCUGCAGGACACCGCCCACCUGCCCGUGGAGCCCACCUCCAUCGCCCGUCCAGCCACGCCCACUUCCGGUCACCACACCCCCACGCAGGAGAGGGGCAGGAGACGGACGCCUGCCGUAGAGAACCCCUACGCUAACGUGGGAAGGCUCAGUACACUCUACACGCCAGCCAAGCCCCAGAGGAGGAAGAGCCCUCUGGUCAAGCAAGGACAGGUGGAGGAGGGUGGAGCCCUCACUGGAAGUCAGGAGCGGAUCGUGAUCCGCGAGCCGUCUCCCUCGGGCACCUCCCCUCGUAUCCCCCACAGCAGUCGGGCAGAGCAGUUCCAGCAGCAGGUGCUCUCCGAGCGCGCUCGCAUCGUCCCGCCAGGAGGGGGCCUCACUGCGGGUGGGGCGCGCCGCCGUCCCAGUGUCUUCCUGUCAGUGGAGGGGGGCGCCACUGAGCCCCAGACCGCCCCGCUGCUCUCCCAGUCGCACUCCAUGGACGAACUCGCGGAGCUUCCACCGCCAGCACCCAUGCUCUCCCCCGGCCCACCACCAGGAGGCUCCACCUUCAUCCACCCUCUCACAGGACGGCCCCUGGACCCCUCCUCUCCUCUCGCAUUGGCUCUUGCUGCUCGGGAACGAGCCUUGAGUGGAAGGACCACACCCACUACGCCGUCUCCCUCCCCAACGCCCAGUCAGGGUGGCCGAGGGGCGGAGAGACCCGAGACAGAAGGCGGAGUUACCACCCCAACGGCCAUAGAGGCCACACCCCCUACAUCGUGGAGGGACGAGCCUAUCAUCAUCACGGAAACACCGGCUGGAGACGUCAUUGUCAGUAGCAGCAGCCCGGUGUCAGUGUCGGGGGGUGGGAGGAGUCCGGAAGAAACGCCGGCCCCUUCCAGCUUGACGGACACUGAGCACAGUCCAACCACGAUCCGCGUUCCCUCACCCGCCCCACCCCUCGCCAUCCUAUCAGGGCGCAGUAUGACCAUGAGCUCGGAGGAGGAGGCGGAGCCAUACACAGUGACCCUCCCCCCGGCGCUGCUGUCAUCCAGUGACGAGGAGACGCGUGAGGAGCUCCGCAAGAUCGGAUUGGUCCCCCCGCCCGAGCCUUUCGCCAAUGGCCUGAUGGCCAAGGAGGCCGCCAUCAAAUCCCCGUCGUCGCUCUCCCUCGCUCUGUCCGCCGCAACCGCCGCUAGCCCCCGCCAGGUGACGAUAAUGACGUCAGCGACCGCUAUCACGUUGUCAUCCUCGUCAUCGUCGUCGGCCUCUGUGAUCACCGCCGCGUCCUCCUCCACCACCAUCGCUACGGGCGGCAUCGGUGGCGGGACGAUUUCGGUGAUGGGCAAGUGCGACUCCGCCGCGGACUCCGGCGUGGAAGACCCUCACCUGGAGACGACCAGCACUGUCUCCACGGUCUCCAGCAUGUCCACGCUGUCGUCGGAGAGCGCCGACUCAGCCCACGGGAAGCCCAAGUGCGCGGGGAGGGGCCGGCCCGCAGCCUUGCUCCGCGACCCUCUGCUCAAGCAGUCCUCCGACAGCGAGCUGCUGCCCCAGGUGCAGGGUGGAACGGGAGCUCCUGGUCGGCCCAGGUAUCUGUUCCAGCGUCGCUCCAAGCUGUGGGGGGAAGUGGAGCCCAGGAGCACCAGCGGGAGCUUGUCCUCCUCCUCCACGGGACACCUGCCACAGCAGGACGUGAUGACCUUGGGAGGUGGAGGUGGAGGUGGGGCAGCCAAUGAGGGCAGACCGGCGGCCAUGGGGGCGGAGCUUCUGAGUAAGGAUACACAUACGCACUCGCUAGGGGAGGAGCCUGUCAUCGGGGCGGCUCUGGAUCCUGGACGCAGGUCACCUGUAGGAGGAGCCAGGUUAUUCAGCAGUCUGGGUGAGCUGCACACCAUCUCGCAGCGCAGCUACGGCACCACCUUCACCAUCCGCCCCGGCUCGCGCUACCCCGUCUCCCGACGCACCCCCAGCCCUGGCGCCACGCCCGACCGCUCCUCUGACGCCGCCCUCUCCGGCGCCAUCCGCUCCUUCGGCAGCAGCGGCGUCAUCUCCACGGCGGGCACCGCCGCCGCCGCCACGUCAGGCACGGGCCACCCGCACCACCACCACCACCACCACCACCACCACACCAUCCUCAAGUCGUCCAGCCUGAGCCUGCCGCAGGAGUCCAAGGAGGUGCGCUUCGUGAUGCGCAGCGCCAGCGCCCGCAGCCGCAGCCCCUCGCCCUCGCCCUCGCCCUGCGCCUCGCCGUGCCCGUCGCCCGUGCUCGGCGGCCCGCUGAUGGCGCUGCGGCCCUUCCGCCAGCGCCCGCUGUCGCUGUGGAACAAGUACGACGUGGCCGAUUGGCUGGAGAGCGUGGGGCUGGGCGAGCACCGGCCGCGCUUCCUCGAGCACGAGAUAGAGGGCGCCCACCUGCCGGCGCUGACUAAAGACGACUUGGCGGAGCUCGGGGUGACGCGGGUGGGCCACCGCAUGAACAUCGAGAGGGCGCUCAAACAGCUGCUGGAUACUUGAGGACCUUACAGACCUGUACCCUUCUCUUUCCUCUUCUAUAUUCCACUCUCUCCUCCCUUGCUCUCCUCCUCCUCUCUUCCUUCGACAGUCACCAUGGAAGACUUGGGGGUGACUUUGGUGGGCCAUCGCAUGAACAUGGAGAGGACGCACAAACAGCUGCUGGAUACUUGAGGACUUCCCUCCCCCUCUUCCUCCUCUUCUCUCUUCCCUUGUUUCUCUCCUCGUCUUCUUCCUCCCCUUGCUUCUCUCCUCUUCACCUCUUCUCUCCUCCUCUUGCCUCCAUCACAGGGACAUCGAGAGGGCGGAUGUCUCCUCUUUCUCUCCACCUUUUAUUCCUCCUUCCUCCUCUAUCUCUCCUUUGUCCCUCUCCUCCUUCUCCUUCUCUGUUUCUUCCUCUCUAUCUCAUCCUCUGUCUUUAUCUUCUACUCUCCCAGAAUCUUUACUGGACCUGUACAUUAUCUAACUCACAAGUUGGAUACUUGAGGUGGCCUCUUCUCCUCUUCCUCCUCCUCAUCCUCCUCCUCCUCUUCCUCAUCCUACUCCGCCUCCUCCUCUUCUUUCUCCUCUUUCUUUUCUCUUCCUCUCACCUUCCUCCUCUCUUUCUCUCUCUCUCCUCUCCUCUCUCUCCUCUUCUACUUUCCUCGUCUUGUCUUCCUGUCUCGCACCUUCUCUUCCCUCCCUCUUCCCUAUUCCUUCCCUCCCCUACCUCUCCAUCCUGGCCCCUAUCCUCCUACCCCCUCUCCUCUUCCUCCUCCUCCUCCUCCUCCUCUUCCUCAUCCUACUCCGCCUCCUCCUCUUCUUUCUCCUCUUUCUUUUCUCUUCCUCUCACCUUCCUCCUCUCUUUCUCUCUCUCUCCUCUUCUACUUUCCUCGUCUUGUCUUCCUGUCUCGCUCCUUCUCUUCCCUCCCUCUUCCCUAUUCCUUCCCUCCCCUACCUCUCCAUCCUGGUUCCUAUCCUCCUACCCCCUCUCCUCUUCCUACUCCUACAUCCCUCUUCUCUUCCUCCGUCGCUGGGACAGUGUGCUACCUAUCUGAUUGUGAAAGUAUGAUCACUGUAAACGUUUGUUGGAAUUACACUGGAAUCUGGCACUGAAUUGUUGCACAAUCCACCCACUGCCCGAACCCCAACCCCAACCCCCCACCUCCGACAGUUGACAAUCCUUAAAGGCAGAGUAUGUAAUUCAUAUUAGUAGUUUAUUUCUGAAUUUAGUGCUGUCCAUUCACAAAUGUUAUUUUUUUCAUGGAUAUCUACUGCCACUACUAUCAAUAUCCAACUAUUCAUUUUCACUUGGAAAUUAGGGCUGUAACAAUAUUGUAUCGAAUCUAUCGUGAUACAAGAAGGCAGUAUCGUGAUGCGCCAUUUCAAAGUACUGUUACCCUUCAGUCCAAAAAACAACCACAUGAUAUGAUGUGAUGGUGCUUCCAAACUUCACAUCAAUUGUAUUAGGCUACUUUUUUUUAGCUUUUUUUUUUUUUUUUUUUUUCACAUCAGUACGUUUUUACAUUGGAAGCCUCUUUAAACCUUUUCUUCCUAUGAACAAUCAUCAAAAAGUCACAUUUUUAAAAUUGUGGCUUGUUUCGAAACGUAGGUAAAAAAAAAUUGUAAUGCGAACCGAAUAGUGGUUGAGUGUAUCGUUACAGCCAUAAUGGAAAUGUACACUUUUCUCACAUAAACACAGUAGUUUACAGAAUAUUUUCCAUGUCUGCCAUCUUGGCUUACCAGUCAUAGACAUCCGUGUCUGCAAAAAGUACUGUACUUUGAUCCAACCAGUAAAUACUUGUUAAUUAAUUAAUUAAUACAUAUUCAUGAAAAGAUCAACUAUGUAAAUGGAAAGCAUAUAUUUUCAAAAUGAAUGACUGAAAUUACAUAUUUUGCCUUUAACAUGCAUAGAAAAUGUAAUUUC
Engraulis encrasicolus (European anchovy) is the source of this 8300-nucleotide messenger RNA. RefSeq names its product SH3 and multiple ankyrin repeat domains 3b (gene shank3b). Gene Ontology annotation, cellular component: dendritic spine; postsynaptic density; postsynaptic membrane. Lineage: Eukaryota; Metazoa; Chordata; Actinopteri; Clupeiformes; Engraulidae. Gene Ontology annotation, molecular function: synaptic receptor adaptor activity; ionotropic glutamate receptor binding. The transcript is spliced from 27 exons. The record is from RefSeq and is a predicted model, not a curated record. Bases 1082 to 6397 code for a protein of 1771 amino acids.